Messenger RNA from Megalobrama amblycephala (Wuchang bream), 2781 nucleotides. RefSeq names its product dual specificity phosphatase 8b (gene dusp8b). Gene Ontology annotation, biological process: negative regulation of MAPK cascade; protein dephosphorylation. Gene Ontology annotation, molecular function: MAP kinase tyrosine/serine/threonine phosphatase activity; protein tyrosine/threonine phosphatase activity. The record is from RefSeq and is a predicted model, not a curated record. Lineage: Eukaryota; Metazoa; Chordata; Actinopteri; Cypriniformes; Xenocyprididae. Gene Ontology annotation, cellular component: cytoplasm. The coding region runs from base 591 to 1922 and encodes 443 amino acids. The transcript has 6 exons.
GGGAGGAGGCGCAACAUUAGAGAGGCAGGAGCGCUCGGAGCCAAAGUCAGAAGUGAAAAGGCGCACGAGAGGAAAGAGUACGGCUGCGGUAGCAGCUGAAACACAAAGGCCUUUUCAUUCCCUUCUCUGCAUCUGAUAUAGGCGCUCAUCUGAGCUGCGGGUGGAUUGUGUAGAUUUUCUGCAGGCUUGCCUGGAUGCCCGUUGACUUGGUGAUCCCUCCUCCGCUGUGGACAGACAUGCACGAGAGCGAGAUGAGGCUGAAGAUGCGCGUCAGGCGCAUCAAGGAAGGGCGAGAUCUGAGAGCGAGCCGCAUGUCAUGCAACCCUUGAGCGGAUUUGCUCCGCCUGUCUGUCCGACAGCCUCAGGACACGCUGACAUCAUGCAUAUGGAAUGUUAGCCGUCGGGACGGCCAACCAGGUGGCUUUGCAGCUUUCUCUUCCUGUUUUCCUGACCUGUGUGAGAGUAAACCAGCCACUAUUCUACCUCUCAGCCUGUCCCAACCCUGCUUACCUGUGGCCAACAUCGGUCCGACCCGCAUCCUGCCCCACCUGUACUUGGGCUCUCAAAGAGACGUCCUCAAUAAGGAACUGAUGACUCAGAAUGGAAUCACAUAUGUCUUGAAUGCCAGCAACACUUGUCCCAAACCUGACUUCAUCAGCGACAACCACUUCAUGCGCAUUCCCGUCAAUGACAGCUACUGUGAGAAGCUGCUUCCUUGGUUGGACAAAACCAAUGAGUUCAUUGACAAAGCCAAGGUGUCAAACUGCAGAGUCAUCGUCCAUUGCUUGGCUGGCAUAUCCCGCUCUGCAACCAUUGCCAUUGCCUACAUCAUGAAAACCAUGGGCCUGUCUUCAGAUGAUGCCUACAGGUUUGUGAAGGACCGUCGCCCAUCAAUAUCUCCAAAUUUCAACUUCUUGGGUCAGCUGCUGGAGUUCGAGAGAGGCUUGCAGACGAAGAAGAGUCUACCUUGCGACCCCAUAAGGUUAGCAGGGAAAGCAACAGAAGAGGUGGCAGAGGUCCGAAAGAUGGAGAGCGAUCACUGUGACCAGAGGACUCCACACACUACAGAGAUCACCGUAAAGCCUCCAUCGCCUACCUCAUUGCAGAAAGACCUAAGCUCCCUUCACCUGUCCACCGAACGAAUCCUUCAAAACAAACGGCUCAAGUGCUCCUUCUCCCUUGACAUCAAGUCUGUCUACUCCUCGAGGCAAAACCAGCAAUCUUCUCCAAACUUCUCAGCGUCAGACUCUGAAAACAUACCCAAACUCUGCAGACUUGACAGCCUAAAAACCACUCAGUACCCUUCGACGGAGUCACAGUGUACUGCUGUGACUAACAAGUCCAGAACGAGGUGGGAAAACGGUGGCUUGGAGAGGUUAUCCGCCACCACUCUUUCCCUCAAUCUGAAGCAGGGUAACUGCGGGCCAAGACCCCAGGAUCCCAUUUGCGAGACCAACUUGAAGGCGCCUUCUUUCCUCAGCUUGCCGCUGGGUACAUCUGCUACUUGGACCACGCAUAGAGGCUCGAAUCAAGCCACCACCCCUAUCACACCCACUGGUGACUGCCCUUGGUUCUUAGGCGCUAAUUUGGCACCAUCUGGAACUGCUACUGGGAGCUCCGUGCACUUUGGCAGCGGUCCUGGCUACACGGCUUACAGUUGCAGUGGCCAAGCUGGCACCUCCAAGCCCAGCGUACACCGAAGGGACGAGACACAGGAGCCGCGGGACUUUCAGAACAGCUGGCUCGAGGAGGGGAAAACGGUAGUUUGCAGUGUAUCGCAAGUGGACACUAAGUACAAGCGCCGCAGCUGCCAGAUGGAGUUUGAAGAGGGUAUUAACACAACACAAAGCAGCGAGGAAUUUGGGAAGCUGGGCAAGCAAUCCAGUUUCUCUGGUAGCAUGGAGGUAAUCGAGGUAUCAUGACAAAGAUGACAAUCUAACACGAAGGCAAUAACUCUGUUGUUAAAGAACUUUGCAUAUAAGAGGGACUCAUAUCUGCCCCCUUUUCAAGCUAAGGUUGGAAGGGGGGAGUUGAGGAAAUUUAUUGGGUAUGAAAGGAUGCACAUUGGUUUUGCAACAAGCCAAGUUUCUGGUAUGAUACCAGUGUUUUUAAAGGAGCUUAUAGACUGCAUUAUAUGCACUCACACCAAAGAACUCACGGAGUGACCGUUUUCUGGCAUGUCACCCUAAGGUACACUCAAAAUGAAGGAGAACGGAUGGAGGAUAUCCUUCUAGCAUGACCAUACAAAGAUACUAAACAUGAAAGAAUGAAAAGAGAGUGUGUGUGUGUGUGUGUGUGUUUAUGCUGGUUUUGAUGCAAAUUAGGGCAGCCGCACUUAACGGUGACUGUGGGAACUGAAUGUAUGCCCAACUUUGAGAAGAUGCUGUGCGACAUUUAUUUUUUGUCAUUGCCCAAUUUUCUAUUUAGCUAUAAAUUGAGUAAAGAAGGGCAGAUGCAUUCAAUAAUGUCACUAUUCAGUAUUAUACAUUUUAUCCACAAUGUAAUAAAAGAGUGAAAAUAUGAAGUGUAUGUUUAAACUGAGAUACUCUCAGACCUACUACUGUGCACUGAGCAUGCUCAGAAUGGCUGGCUACCUACAAACAGACAAGCUGCUUCCGGCAGCACUAUGUACUAAGCUGUAAAUCUAGACAAUUUGCAUAUAUAUGUGUAAAGGAUUAUUUCGAUUUUAAUGGUCUAUUUAAAGUUUCAUGCAUUUGUUGCUUUAAUUUAUUGUAUUGGUUUCAUUCUGGCAAUGAGCAAUAAUAUAUUAUUUGAAAGCUU